AUGGGAUUCUCCAAUGACUCAAACUACAACAUUAUAUUGACAGAAACCUUUUGUUAUGAGUUUGUGAGUGGAUCCUGUAAGAAAUUAGCUCGACCCUUGACUCUGCAAUUCCUCAUGUUUUUGCUUAUGGGGUUGAUCAUAGUGAUUACAAUGAGUGGGAACCUUCUGGUCAUUACCUCAAUAGCACACUUUAAGCAGCUGCACACAUCCACAAACUACCUCAUUCUCUCACUGGCGAUGUGUGACUUCCUGUUAGGAGCAUUUGUGAUGCCCUGCAGUGCAGUACGGUCUGUCACAGGCUGUUGGUACCUGGGUGACUUCCUGUGUAAACUUCACACCAGCACCGACAUCACACUGAGCACCGUCUCCAUUUUCCAUCUUUCAUUCAUCUCAGUUGACCGGUACUUUGCCGUCUGCGACCCACUAAUGUACAAGUCCCUCAUCAACUCUGCUGCAGUCCUAAUCAUGCUCACCAUCAGUUGGCUGGUCCCUGCUAUCUUUGCUUAUGGGAUGAUCUUUUCUGGGCUCAAUGUAAAAGGAAGUGAGGAUUUCUACGAGGCACAUGUACAAUGUUUUGGAGGCUGUCCAGUGUUCUUCAGCCGUGCUUCAGCAGCAGUCGCCUCUACGUUCUCCUUUUUCCUUCCCAGCCUGAUCAUACUCAGCAUCUACCUGAAAAUCUAUGUGGUUGCCAGACGUCAGGCUAGGUCUAUUAAAGAUCUGACGCAGCAGUUUCAAGUGCCUAAGAGAAACAAGUCAGGGGUAACUAAGCAUCAAGAAAGAAGAGGAGCAAAAACCCUUGCCAUAGUGGUCGGAGUCUUCCUCAUCUGCUGGACCCCCUUUUUCCUGUGCAACAUCAUUGACCCUUUCAUUGAUUAUUCUAUUCCCAAAGUGUUAGUUGAUGCCAUGGUUUGGUUUGGUUACUUGAAUUCAGCUCUUAACCCUGUGGUUUAUGCUUUCUUAUACACAUGGUUUAGAAAAGCUUUGAAAAUAAUAAUCUGUGGUGAAAUAUUUCACAGGAAUUCAUGUCGGUUGCAGCUUCACUCUGAAUGA
Molecule: messenger RNA, 1050 nt
Organism: Anguilla anguilla (European eel)
Lineage: Eukaryota; Metazoa; Chordata; Actinopteri; Anguilliformes; Anguillidae
Product: trace amine-associated receptor 1-like
Exons: 1
Coding region: 1-1050 (349 amino acids)
Biological process (GO): adenylate cyclase-activating adrenergic receptor signaling pathway
Cellular component (GO): membrane
Molecular function (GO): trace-amine receptor activity
Source: RefSeq, a predicted model, not a curated record